UAAAGUGUUAUUGUAUUUAUAAUUUUUGAAUGCAUCACUUUAUUGUCAGCAGGGUUAGAAAUUUCCAAAGAGAAUUUCCAAAGAAAGAGAAAGCCCCACUACGAAGGAGAAUGACUUGCCUCCUGAAACGGAUGCCAACAUCCAAACGACCACAUUCUUCGUCUUCUCUUUUUUCUCUUUUUUCUCAAAAUCCCCCGUAAACUCCACACAAGCGAAUGAGAGCCAAAAGAUCGGUUCCAACUCUACUUUCCAGGUUCACAGGACUAAUCGUUUUCAUUUGUCCAGCGUGGUUCAUCACCUACAAGAGCCUACUUUGGGAUCCUACAACCAAACAUGAAGAGUGUGAUCUCUCCCAUGGGAAGUGGAUACGAGAUCCAACAGGACGUCCUCUGUACACAAACGGGACCUGCGAGUUCAUCCAACCAGCUCAAAAUUGCGAGAAGAAUGGAAGACCAGAUAACGAGUACCUUAAGUGGCGAUGGAAACCGGAUAGUUGCGAGCUGCCACAUUUCGAUCCCAGCCUCUACUUGAGUUUAGUGAGAGGUAAGAAGCUACUGUUCCUUGGAGACUCGCUGGCCCGGAAUCACCACCAGUCGCUCUUGUGCUCCCUAUCACAGGUAGAGACGCCCCGCGAGCUCUACGCGCGAGGACGUAAGGAUAUCAAGCUCGAGUUCCCCUCUCACGGCUUCGUUCUCGCGAUCCUCUGGUCGCCGCUGCUCGUCCAGCACCGGAGAACCUCCCAGGCCUUUGAGAUCCACCUCGACACUCCAGAAGCGGUUUGGGCCUCGGAGGUUUCCUCGUACGACAUCGUGGUCAUCUCCGCAGGACAGUGGUUCUUCCGGCCAAGCAUCUAUUACGUCAAGAACACCACAGUUGGACGCAAUGAGCAGCUUCCACACAGCAGCUUACCAGACGUGAAGUUCACAUAUGGACUAAAGAUGGCGUUUGCAAGCGCGUUGGAAUAUGUGCUUCACAGUGCCGGCUUCAGUGGCCUGCUGAUCCUCCGGACGGAAGCAAUGUCGCACUAUGAGCACGGGCAGUGGAACUCGGGUGGCACCUGUAACAAGACCAAGCCCACAGCAAACCAGAGCAGUGAAGUCACUUGGACGCCAAGCGAGAUGAGGAGAUUACAACUUGAAGCGUCAAGGGAGGUGCUUACCAGAAAAAGCCGCGCCAAGUUCAGGAUCAUCGACAUCACCAGGAGUAUGUUCUUGAGGCCAGAUGGACAUCCUGGGAGAUACAGAGGUCAGGAGGAUCUCGUAGUCCACGACUGCCUGCACUGGUGCUUACCAGGGCCAAUCGAUAUGUGGAACCAAAUGCUGCUUCAUGUUCUACAAGAAGAAGUUAGCCAAAAGUUAUAGCGUGCUCGUCUAUGGGUGGCGGUAUCACUAUUUUGUUGUCACUAAUAAGCUGUAGAAAAUCAAAGUCAGAAACUAGCAAA
Molecule: messenger RNA, 1441 nt
Organism: Selaginella moellendorffii
Lineage: Eukaryota; Viridiplantae; Streptophyta; Lycopodiopsida; Selaginellales; Selaginellaceae
Product: protein trichome birefringence-like 19
Exons: 3
Coding region: 216-1361 (381 amino acids)
Cellular component (GO): Golgi apparatus
Molecular function (GO): O-acetyltransferase activity
Source: RefSeq, a predicted model, not a curated record